AUGAUAUCAACAACAUUCAAAAUAAUAACAGCACCAAUAACAUUCACCUAUUUCAUAAUUAAAACAUUAUUUAUAAAUAUAAUAUACUUACCAUUAUUAUAUUUAUUUUCAAUAUGUUUUUAUAUACCAUUAUUUAAAUUACCCAUAUGGAUCCCAAUAAGAUAUAUUUUAGAAUUAAAUCCAGACCCUCAACUGAAAUUAUCAAGUCAAUUACUAAUAGAAGAUAACGGUGGUUCUCAUUCAUUAAAUUGGUUAAUGUCACAAUUUAAUUUAUUUACUUUAGUUACUUUUCAUUUUAUUUUAACUUCUAUAUAUAUUGGAAUUGGAAUUGGUUUGAUUAUGGGUUUUCAAUUAAGUUUUAUUUCAUGGUUUUUUACAUUAGAUUUAGGUGUUAGUGAAGGGAAUAAUAUUACUAUUGGUGAUAUUUCUUUAAAAAAUGAAAAAAUAAAUAAAAUUUGGGAAAAAUCAAGACCUAUAAAACAAGAAUUAAAUCAAACUGAAUUGAACCAGAAUAAAGAAUCAAAAAUCAAACAAGAAUCAUCAAAGCCACCAAAAUCAUCAACAACAUCAUCAAAAUUACAAAAUUUAAAAAAUUUACAAAAUAAAAGAAUAUUACAAUCUAUAAAUCCUAAAAAUAAUCAAAAUCAUUUAAUUCAUAGAGAUGAUGAUGAAGAAAUUUAUUUAUAUCCAACUCCAAAAUCAGAUUUUGAAAUAGGUCCAAGUUUUGAAAAUUUAAGAAAAAGAACUAAAUUUAUUGAUAAAUCUAAUGAAAAAUAUAAUCAAAAUCAAAAUCAAAUAUUUCAACAAAUUCCAAUUCAAAAUAAACAAUUUAAACAACCUUCAUCAAUUAAUCAACCUUUUAUUAAACAACUUCCUCCUUUUAAUACUAGAUUUGAAGAUAUUAAUAGUAAUAGUAAUAGUUCAAGUAAUGAAACAGAUAUUGUAGAUAUAGAUGAUAUAGAAUUUGAAAUUGAAGAAGAACAAGAACUUGAGAAACAAGAAAUUAAAAAAGAUAGAGAAGAAGAUCAAAAAUUACAAGAAAUUGAAGAAGAAGAACAAGAACAAGAGCAACAAACUGGAGAAGAAAGAGGAUCAACAGAAGAAGAUGCAGAUGAAGAAUUAUCAUCUGAACCAAUUAUAAGUAGUUCAGAUAAUGAAAAUUAUUAUGAUGAUGAUAAUAAUGAUAGAACUUUUGAUCCUAUCUCUAAUAAUUCAACUAAAUUAACAAGUUUUGGAUUAAGUGAAAUUAGUGAAGAAGGUGAAUAA
This is a messenger RNA of Lodderomyces pseudojiufengensis, 1266 nucleotides long. RefSeq lists its product as uncharacterized. Lineage: Eukaryota; Fungi; Ascomycota; Pichiomycetes; Serinales; Debaryomycetaceae. Bases 1 to 1266 code for a protein of 421 amino acids. The transcript has a single exon. The record is from RefSeq and is a predicted model, not a curated record.